AUGUCUGUCGCGCUGCCAUCCAUCGUCAGCAACGCCACCGCGACAACCGCAGUGGUUGGCAACGCCGGCUCCAACUUCUGGCUCUUCAACCCCUCGGCGGGCUGGGACCUCACGCACCAGCCUCCGCCCGAGUGGCCGCCGGCAACCCCACAGCCGCCGGCCCGGCGCCUCACGCUGACGACGACGACGGCGCCCGUCACCGUCGACCCGGACAAGACGGCGCUGAUCGUCAUCGACAUGCAGAACUUCUUCCUGUCGCCCGCCAUGGGCCGCGCGCGCGGGCCCGGCCACGCCGCCGAGGAGACCCUCCUCUCCACCGGCCUGCCCGCCGCGCGCGAGGCCGGCAUCCGCGUCGUCCACGUCACGUGGGGCAUCACCGACGAGGAGCUGGCCGUGCUGCCGCCCGUCAUCUUCCGCAUCUUCGGGUACAAGGAGACGCCGGCGGAGGGCGAGGACGACCGUUUCACGGAGAAGAAGGGCGCCAAGGAUGUGGGGCGCGACCUCGGGACCGUCAAGUUCCCCGACGGGACGGCCGUUGCGGCGGGCCGCACGCUGAUGCGCGACCAGUGGAACACGGCCCUGUACGGCGGGCUUCAGAAAAGUUUCGACGAUUCCCAGGGCACGGCCAUGCCCCAGGUUCGGUUUCAUAAAAACAGGCUAUCCGGCUUCUGGGGCGGCUCGAAUGACCUGAUCGAAUACCUCAAGGAGCAAAAGAUCACGACGUUGCUCUUCGCCGGGGUGAACACGGACCAGUGCGUCCUGGCCUCGAUACAAGAUGCGUGCAACUUGGGCUUCGAUACCAUCCUGCUCAAGGACGGGUGCGGGACCGGUAGUCCGGACUACACGAGGCAGAUGGUCGAGUUCAACGCCCGGAAGUCGUGGGGGUUCGUGUCGUCGUGCAAGGAGCUGGCUGAUGGUGUCAAGGCUACGAGACAGACUGCGUCGUUGUAA
Molecule: messenger RNA, 951 nt
Organism: Phialemonium atrogriseum
Lineage: Eukaryota; Fungi; Ascomycota; Sordariomycetes; Cephalothecales; Cephalothecaceae
Product: Isochorismatase-like protein
Exons: 1
Coding region: 1-951 (316 amino acids)
Source: RefSeq, a predicted model, not a curated record